Molecule: messenger RNA, 1787 nt
Organism: Onthophagus taurus
Lineage: Eukaryota; Metazoa; Arthropoda; Insecta; Coleoptera; Scarabaeidae
Product: xaa-Pro dipeptidase
Molecular function (GO): metalloaminopeptidase activity; manganese ion binding
Source: RefSeq, a predicted model, not a curated record
AAUAUAACAUUUAUCAUUUACUGACCGCGAUAUAACCUACUAUUUCUGUGCCGUUCAAACAAUAGAUAUUAUUAUUUUCGACGUGUAUUCGUGAAGACAACAUCGAAAAAAUAAUAAUGUCAAUAAAAAACACUCUCAAUUUGGGUGAUAACACUCAUUCCGUUCCUUUGGAAUUAUUUGCGUUGAAUAGAAGAAGAUUGGUCGAUCGAUUGAGAUCCGUGGGCGUUGAAAAAUGUUUGGUUUUGCUACAAGGAGGUGAUGAGGUUCCGUUUAACGAUACUGACGUCACCGUUAACGUUUUUCGACAGGAAUCAUAUUUUAUGUGGGCAUUUGGAGUUCUUGAGCCAGGAGUUUAUGGAACCGUCGAUAUCUCCACGGGAAAAUCAACCCUUUUUAUUCCCCGCCUCCCCGAAAGUUACGCAAUUUGGAUGGGACCUUUAUUAACACUACAAGAUUUCAAAAAUAAAUACCAAGUCGAUGAAUGCUUCUAUCUCGACGAGAUAGUUCAAAAAAUUCAAGAAAAACAACCCGAUCAACUCUUAACUUUGAAAGGAAUUAAUUCUGAUAGCGGUUUCGAAGCGGUUGAAGCAAAAUUCGAUGGGAUUGAUAAAUUUAAAGUAAACAACACGAUUCUUUUUAAUGAAAUCGCUGAAUUGCGUGUUUUUAAAACAAAUCUUGAAUUAGAAGUUCUUCGUUACGUAGCAAAAGCUUCGUCGGAAGCUCACCGCAAAGUAAUGCGUUAUGUAAAGCCGGGUCGAAGUGAAUAUCAAUGUGAAUCACAAUUUAUGAAUCAUUGUUACGCCGAAAGAGGUUGCAGACAUGUUUCGUACACUUGUAUUUGCGGUGCGGGUCAAAAUGGCGCAAUUUUGCAUUAUGGUCAUGCUGCCGCCCCCAAUGAUGCUUUCAUUAAAGACGGCGAUAUGUGUUUAUUCGAUAUGGGUGGAAAUUAUUUUGGUUAUGCGGCGGAUAUUACAUGUUCUUAUCCAGCCAAUGGGAAGUUUACUCCCGAUCAAAAAUUAAUUUAUGAAGCCGUUUUAAAAGCCAAUAAAGCUGUUCAAGGAGCUGCGAAACCCGGUGUUUCUUGGGUCGAUAUGCAUUUAUUAUCCAGCCGCACGCUUUUGGAAGCGUUGAAAACGGGGGGAAUUUUAAAAGGCGAUGUCGAUGAAAUGAUGAAACAUUCUUUGGGUUAUUAUUUUCAACCCCACGGUUUGGGACAUCUUCUAGGUUUGGACGUUCACGACGUCGGGGGUUAUUUACCCGGCCAACCCGAACGCCCGACCCAAACGGGAAUUAAUAAAUUAAGAUUCGCCAGGAUUUUGCAAAAAGGAAUGUUUGUCACAAUCGAGCCGGGUUGUUAUUUCAUCGACCCACUUUUAGAUCAAAUCUUGGCGGACUCCAAAUUAUCGCAAUUUGUCGUUCCGGAAGUUUUAAACCGCUUCCGUGGUUUUGGCGGCGUCAGAAUUGAAGACGACGUUUAUAUCGGCGAAAAUGGAGUUGAAGAUUAUACUCGCGUCCCGAGAACGGUUGAAGAAAUCGAGAGAUGGAUGGCUGGGCUUGAUGAUGACAAAUAUUGAUUGUCUUAUUCAAAGUACACUGUGUUAAUUAAUUAUCGUACCCGAAGUCAUCAUUGCAAGUAUGCAACCAAAUACGCAAAUCGCGUAUAGCAAUACCAAUAUUGUAAUAUUGGUUGUAUAUUUGCAAUGAUGAAGUCGGGGACGAUAAUUAAUUAACACAUUGUAUAUUCUGUAUUAAUCUUUAUAUGCUUUUAAUAAAUUUAAUGCAUUGAU